CAAACUUACCCCGCCCAAUACACUGAAAAUGAGAGAUAUCCAAACACCACAGAGCGACCAAUUUUCUGCAAAUCGCCCAACCAAAUCCAAAAUUUCUUCCGAUCUCAGUACAGAUCCGUUCAAAGUCAUGAAGAAGUCUCUGAAUCCUGCAUUCAAAGCUGUUUCGGAGGACGAUUCUACUGUUCUGGAUUUUCUGAAGGAAUUACCCGAGGUUUCCGUUAACAAUCAAUUUCCUGAAUCCGCUGAGAACUUGGCUGCAGCAUAUCCAGUGGGCGGCACACAUUCUCGAAAACCAGUCGCUAUCUCAGAUCUCAACUCAUCACCAAUGUCCUCUGAAAUUACUUCCGACACCAAACUUGAAAUAAACUCUGAUUACAAGUUAGCAUCCUAUGAAGUAGAGGCUGUAAUAAAACAUCUCAAAGAAGCUCGAAUUCGGGUCAUGGAAUCAACGGAUUUGGGAUCUUCAAAGAAGCUUCUGAAGGCUAUGAUAGAGAAUUUCAUUGAAGAGUUCGAUGGUGGUCGGUGCGAGGACACCAAAUGGCUUGCAUCCAACAAGGGCAAUCUGGUCCUGCUGAUUGUUAUGAUGGUGAUAUCUGCUGUGUUAGUGCUUUGGUUCUUCAGUUCGGGCACAGAGGGAUUCGUCUCUGGGCCACUACCAACUUAA
Messenger RNA from Erythranthe guttata (spotted monkey flower), 664 nucleotides. The record is from RefSeq and is a predicted model, not a curated record. Lineage: Eukaryota; Viridiplantae; Streptophyta; Magnoliopsida; Lamiales; Phrymaceae.